AGCAUCGCUUGGCCGGCGGAGCUUCUGCAUCCACCAGACCGCAGUCCACCGCCUCGCCUCGGUGUGCUCCAGACAUGCAGGCCAAGAUGUUCGCCGUCAAGGUGAAGGACCUCAAGCAGCCGGGCUUUAUUCUCAAGAUCCUCGAGAUUGCGAUGCUGCUCACGACGACCCUGGUGGCGCGGCUGGGGCGCGGCGGCGGGCCCGUCAGCUUCCACCGGCUGUCUCCGGACGCCGACACGCUGGGCCAGGGCGUGUGCCUGGCCUACCUCAUCAUCACGCCGGUGCUGCUGCUCGGCUACCUCACCGGCGAGAUCGGACACCAGCGCAGGAAGAUGGAGUUCAUGUUCAGCGUGUGCGGCGCGCUGCUGCUGCUCGUGGCGGGCGCUGUGGCGGUCGACUUCUGGCGCAGCGUCGGCAUGAUCCCCAUGACGGCGGGCCCCGAGCACUGGGCGCGCGUCCGCGCCGAGCUCUCCGGGCUGGUGGCCAGCGAGCGAGCCUCGGGACUGUCCCUGGGCUGCCUGGCGCUGCUGUCUGCGCUGCUCUACCUCAUCGACGCCUUCUUCGGCUACCGCAUGGGGCUCUCCGCCUCCUCCGUCUGACAACAGGAUAAAGUUUUACAGUUUCUGUCAGCAACAGCUGCAGAGGAUGCCACUCAUCAAUAUAGCUUGUUUGUGGGAAUAUUACAACAUAUCUAUAUCACUUAUUCACAAGCAGAAUUAUAGUGUAAAAAUAUAUAAUUUGAAACAUUUUUUCACCUUUGAAAAACUGUAGCUUCCACAUUUUUACAAACAUUUUAACAACCAUGAUAAAAAUGAUAUGGAAGUAAUCAUUAUAAUGUGAAAAAUCAUUAUAGCCUUGAAAGUGAAUCACUAAUUAGUAUUAAGUUAUUUCUUAUUUUACACAGCUUUGUAUUAAAUAUAUUUAUUUCAAAGACAAAUAGAAAAGUGUGGUUGCAAUGUCCAAAUUUUUUACAUAAACAUUGUCAAUAUAAUCAUUAAAUUGUUUAAUGAUUGCAAUUAUGGUGUAAUUAUCAAUACAUUAAAUGAAAAUAUUUUCUUA
This is a messenger RNA of Schistocerca piceifrons (Central American locust), 1059 nucleotides long. RefSeq lists its product as uncharacterized. Gene Ontology annotation, biological process: septate junction assembly. NCBI's taxonomy places the organism in Eukaryota, Metazoa, Arthropoda, Insecta, Orthoptera, Acrididae. The record is from RefSeq and is a predicted model, not a curated record. Bases 75 to 599 code for a protein of 174 amino acids. The transcript has 4 exons.